Messenger RNA from Cornus florida, 942 nucleotides. RefSeq names its product germin-like protein subfamily 1 member 14. Gene Ontology annotation, molecular function: manganese ion binding. The record is from RefSeq and is a predicted model, not a curated record. Bases 69 to 746 code for a protein of 225 amino acids. Gene Ontology annotation, cellular component: cell wall. Lineage: Eukaryota; Viridiplantae; Streptophyta; Magnoliopsida; Cornales; Cornaceae. The transcript is spliced from 2 exons.
CAUACUACAUUUAUCACCUCUAACCCAAUUACCAAUCCUACAAACAAUAUUAUUCACUCCAAAUUAAGAUGGCCGCCACUCACUUCCUUGUAGCCAUCUUGGCCCUUCAAUUCUCACUUUCAUAUGCAUCUGACCCAAGCCCUCUCCAGGACUUCUGUGUUGCUUUUGAUGAUAUGAAGUCUGCUGUGUUUGUGAAUGGGAAAUUUUGCAAGGACCCAAAGCUUGCCAAAGCCGAAGAUUUCUCCUUUUCAGGUCUUAAUAUUCCUCGAAACACAAACAAUCCAGUUGGGUCAAAUGUGACAACUGUGAAUGUUGAUACACUACCAGGACUCAACACUUUGGGUGUAUCCUUAGUCCGCAUUGACUAUGCACCUAAGGGCCUCAACCCACCCCACACGCACCCACGCGCAACUGAAGUACUGGUUGUGGUUGAGGGCACUCUCUAUGUAGGCUUUGUGACCUCCAAUAUUAAUGGUGAAAAAAAUCGUCUCUUCACCAAGGUCCUAAAUCCUGGAGAUGUUUUUGUGUUUCCAAUUGGUCUCAUUCAUUUCCAAUUCAACGUGGGAAAGACUAAUGCAGUAGCUUUUGCCGGCCUGAGCAGCCAAAACCCCGGAGUUAUCACCAUUGCUAACGCGGUCUUUGGAUCGAAACCACCCAUUUCUGUUGAUGUUCUCACCAAGGCUUUCCAAGUGGACAACAAGGUUAUUGACUAUCUUCAAGCCCAGUUCUGGUUUGACAACAAUUAGAUCAAAAAAAUGUAAGCAAAUAGAUAGAAGGUACCAACGAAAUGGUUCCUUCUUCUUUUUUUUUCUUUUUUUUUUCAGUAAAUACCCACGAAAUGGUUAGUUUGAUAAAAUAAGCAGAUAAUCAUAUUCUGCACUAAAAUAAGUGGGUUGGUUAUGUACUUUUUGCUGCAAUGGUUUCACAUAAUAAUACAAUGGU